AUGCUAUCCAGCACUUCUGGGGAUCUGGCUGGACCUGGUGCAUCGCUACAUCUGAAAGUGCCGGUCAUCGCUCGAGAUUUGACGGUGUUCUAUGCAGUCGAACAGGGCAAUCUUCACUUUGUCAAGCAGGCACUCUCAGUGAGGCGAGCGUCACCGCAAACAAUAAGUGGUUCUGGUAAAACAUUGCUGCACUGGGCAGCUGGAAAGGCUGAAUGGGGGAUCUACGAAUUGCUCUGCAGUGUCGGUUUCGAUGAGGCCUGGGAAGACGAAGACCAAAUGUCACCACUGGACCACCUUCUACAACUAUGGCCUAAAUCCCCACGGCUGGCAGAGAGCAUUGGGAGUACAGUAGACACCACGCGUUUUACGUCCCUUCAUGAGGCGGUUGUAUUCCAGGCGAAUCGAAGCUCUUCCCUCACAGAAUUUAUGGAGCAUAAUUAUGCUGAUGUCAACGUUGGCGACAAAACAGGCAUGACGCCGUUACACUGGGCUACAAGAAGGGGCGAUCUGGCUGGAGUCAAUCUUCUCUUGAGCUGGAAAGCAGAUCCGAACAGACAGGACACUCGUGGCUGCACUGCGCUGCAUUAUGCCUGCCGCAAGAGAGUUCCCAUGAUUGCAAAGGCACUCCUUAAUGCAGGAAGCCAAGUCGGCAUGACUGACAACGACGGGAGGCCUCCUCAUUUCUCCCUGCAAGAUACCAAGGAUGAUAUGCUGGACACGCUUCUCAAACAUGGCGCAAACAUCAACCACUUCUCCCACUUAUGGGGCACUGCACUCCACUAUGCAGCGUUCAUGGGGAGAGCGGGAGUGUGUAGCUUGUUCGUGGAGAGAGGUCUUGAUAUCAACGCUAGCGCCCCCAAUGGAUGGAAGCCUAUUGAUCACGCGGUAUUUGAGAACAGUGUGGGAUGUGUUUCUGCACUUCUGAGUGCCGCAGAAUGGGCAAAGCGCUCGAUCGACUGGUCAGCGGGCCCAAAUGGUAGGAAUGUUCUGCACCACGCAGCGAUCUAUGCUGGGGUUGGCGUCUUUGACGUUCUUGCUGCUACAGAGCUUGUCGGUCUAGAUCCCCUGGCCGCAAACAAGAACGGUGAGCCCCCUGCAGUCAACUUCUGCAGACAUCGAGACGCGAAUUGUGCCAUUAUCCGAGACGAUCCUGCAACAGAGAAGGCGGCAUGGUGGAAUCUGAUGGAGUCAGCAUGCCGGCGCAACAAUGUGGAUCCUUUCGAUAUACCGGAGUACUGCGAGUACCGACGAGAGCUCAAAGCCUUGAACGGGAGCAAUGUUGAAAUUGGAGAAGGAGGUGGUGAUGGAGACGAAGAUGAUGACGAAGAGUUCGUGGACGCACCGACCAGCAUAGUAGAAGCAGAGGCAGUACAGUAG
Molecule: messenger RNA, 1377 nt
Organism: Saxophila tyrrhenica
Lineage: Eukaryota; Fungi; Ascomycota; Dothideomycetes; Mycosphaerellales; Extremaceae
Exons: 3
Coding region: 1-1377 (458 amino acids)
Molecular function (GO): protein binding
Source: RefSeq, a predicted model, not a curated record